This is a messenger RNA of Sardina pilchardus (European sardine), 792 nucleotides long. RefSeq names its product chymotrypsin-like protease CTRL-1. NCBI's taxonomy places the organism in Eukaryota, Metazoa, Chordata, Actinopteri, Clupeiformes, Clupeidae. The record is from RefSeq and is a predicted model, not a curated record. Gene Ontology annotation, molecular function: serine-type endopeptidase activity. Gene Ontology annotation, biological process: proteolysis. The coding region runs from base 1 to 792 and encodes 263 amino acids. The transcript is spliced from 7 exons.
AUGACCAUGCUUUGGAUCGCCAGCUGUUUCGCCCUCGUGGUGUCUGCCCUGGGCUGUGGAAGUCCCGCCAUCAAGCCCCAGGUGAGCGGCUACAACAAGAUCGUCAACGGAGAGAACGCCGUGUCCGGCUCCUGGCCCUGGCAGGUGUCUCUUCAGCAAUCUAAUGGAUUCCACUUCUGCGGAGGUUCUCUGAUCAACCAGUACUGGGUCCUCACCGCUGCCCAUUGCCGUGUCAGUGCCAGGUCUCACCGUGUGGUCCUCGGGGAGCACGACCGCGGCUCCUCUGCUGAGCCCGCCCAGGUCAAGACCAUCGCCAAGGUCAUCUCCCACCCUUACUACAACUCCAACAACUUCAACAACGACAUGACGCUGCUGAAGCUGGCGAGCCCCGCCCAGAUGACGUCCCGCGUCUCCCCCGUCUGCCUGGCCUCUCCCAGCACCAGCAUCCCCGCCGGCACGCGCUGCGUCACCACCGGCUGGGGCAAGACCGGCUCCACCUCGAGCCCCCGUAUCCUGCAGCAGACUGCCCUGCCUCUGCUCAGCCCUGCUCAGUGCAGACAGCACUGGGGCAGCAACAGGAUCACCGACGCCAUGAUCUGCGCCGGAGCCUCUGGAGUCUCCUCCUGCCAGGGUGACUCUGGUGGCCCUCUGGUGUGUGAGAGCGGAAGUGUGUGGUCUCAGGUCGGCGUCGUCUCCUGGGGCACCAGCAACUGCAACGUGCGCACCCCUGCCGUCUACGCCCGCGUGUCCUACCUGCGCAGCUGGAUCGACCAGACCGUCGCCCGCAACUAG